AGCCGCUUCCCUCCAGUCCCAAGUCCCAACCCGAACUCGCACGCCAAGAAUUCUAGAAUCUCUCUUUAAGAGGGAUACAGAGUAGGAAAGAGACAGAGGGGGCAAAGAGCGAUGGACGCCGCGGUGCGGAAGGCCGCGGGCGCCGGCAUCGCGCGCGCGCCGGCGCUGGUGCUAGCGCUGGUGGCGGCGGGGGCGUUCCUGAUCUCCUACAACUUCUUCACCAUGCUGUUCCACGGCGGCGGCGGAAUAGGCGCGGCGGUGACCGCUGGGACGAGGGACCCUGUGGUGGCCAUGCCAGCGUGGAUGCGCGCGGCGGCGGACACCGAGGCGCGACGGCGGCCGUUCCAUGUGGCGCUCACGGCCACGGACGCGCCCUACAGCCGGUGGCAGUGCCGGGUCAUGUACUUCUGGUACAAGCGGAUGCAGGCGCGGCCGGGCGGAGAGGCCAUGGGCGGGUUCACGCGCGUGCUGCACUCGGGGAAGCCCGACGGGCUCAUGGACGAGAUCCCCACCUUCGUCGUCGACCCGCUGCCCGCUGGCAAGGACCACGGAUAUGUGGUCCUAAAUAGGCCGUGGGCAUUUGUGCAGUGGCUUCAGAAAGCAAAGAUUGAAGAAGAGUAUAUACUAAUGGCAGAACCAGACCAUAUAUUUGUGAAACCUCUACCAAAUUUGGCCCAUGACGAUGACCCAGCAGCAUUUCCCUUCUUUUACAUUACACCAUCAGAACAUGAAAAAAUUAUCAGGAAAUACUAUGCUAAAGAAAGAGGUCCUGUCACAGAUAUCGAUCCGAUUGGGAAUUCUCCUGUGAUCAUUAAGAAGACAAUUCUUGAGAAGAUUGCCCCCACAUGGAUGAAUGUGUCAAUUCAAAUGAAAGAGGAUGAAGAGACAGAUAAAGUUUUUGGAUGGGUGUUGGAAAUGUAUGCAUACGCUGUUGCUAGCGCAUUGCAUGGAGUUCAUCAUAUCCUUCGUAAAGAUUUCAUGAUCCAGCCACCUUUUGAUACAAAGCUCCAGAAUACAUUUAUAAUCCACUUCACUUAUGGAUGUGACUACUCACUAAAGGGUGAACUGACCUAUGGUAAAGUUGGUGAAUGGCGAUUUGACAAAAGAUCAUUCCCAGAUAGGCCACCACCAAGAAAUCUUACAUUGCCCCCUCCUGGAGUACCAGAAAGUGUGGUUACUCUAGUGAAAAUGGUCAAUGAAGCUAGUGCAAACCUUCCUCGGUGGGAUGAUGGAAUAUAAACUUUGGAUGAUGUCAAUUAUAUCUUAGGUUCCUUUGAUCUGCCCUUGUAUAUGGGGAAUAUCAAAGUAUCAGGUGCAGUCGGUUGUUUGGUUUACAUCCAAAAUAGCUGCUUGCACUUGCACACCAUACCUGAUAGAAGAAGAUACAUAAUUUUCUCAUUGUACUUUUUAGGAAAAGAAAAGAAAUGAAAGUAAAGUUAGCAUCGAUUUAUCU
Molecule: messenger RNA, 1453 nt
Organism: Zea mays
Lineage: Eukaryota; Viridiplantae; Streptophyta; Magnoliopsida; Poales; Poaceae
Exons: 8
Coding region: 112-1239 (375 amino acids)
Molecular function (GO): glycosyltransferase activity
Source: RefSeq, marked provisional